AUGCGAAAUGAAUGGGACUUGUUGCUCACUGAAGCCUCCCUUGUAGCAGAGGCUAUGGAGAUCCCAGCAAAGUUUCAGCAAGAAGAGAAACGAAAGCGGAAAUGGAAGCGUAUGCCCGAUGAAGACAAUGCAGAGAAUACAUUUAAAGAAGCGUGGCCAGUCUACUUGGAGGACAGAAUCAUUCACUCGGUCAAGGAGGUCCUGGAUUCUCGCCGCUGUGGUGGUAAGAUCGAGUACCUGUUCGACUGGGAGGGGUACGGCCCGGAGGAAUGUUCCUGGGUUCCCAAGGACUACAUUUUAGACCCCACACUCCUCAUCACAUUCCACCAGUCGCAUCCCAGUCCUUUGCCCUCAGGAGUGGGCCGUGGAGAGGGGGUGGAGAUAGACAUGGGUUUGAGCUAUAUAACAAUGAGUAACUCAUUGGAGAGACAGACAGGAGUCCAGCAGGGACAUCUGAACCCUCUCACUCCAGACAUUCACCACUCUAGCGCAAUGGUGGAAAGAAGCAUCUUGGCUUUUGGUUUAGUUUGGCUUUGCUGCUCUGGCGGACAUGGACAGAUGGACACUAGCAUUCCUUGUGAUGAUAAACGUGUAGAGAAUGUUGUGAAUUUAGCUCUUUCCAAGCACAAUGAGUUAUUAACCGAAGGCAGUCAACUGGCUCUUUAUGAUAUCAAGGAGGCUACAAAGGCUCAGAAUGAAUCAGGGGAGUUUUUUUCUGUGAUGUUUACAAGCAGAGAGACAGAUUGUCCUGUAGGGGGAGACAAAGUCUGGCAACAAUGUGAUUACCUGCAGCAAGUGGAUAAGGUACUCAGAACCUGUCAGGCAAAAGUCCUUUUCAAAGAAGCAGGUCAACAAUUACUCUUACAUGACUGUUCAGUUGGUAUUGUUGCUGAGGUUGCACCCUGUCUAGGUUGCCCUGAAAAUAUUGAAAAUCAAGAGGACCUGCAAGAGCCACUCAUGCAUUCUUUGUCUAAAGCCAACAGCAUUUUAUAUCACACGCAUUUCUUCAUUUUUAAGGAUUUAUCAUCAGCAACAAAACAGGUGGUUGCUGGAUUCAGGUAUAAAUUGCAAUUCUACAUGGAGAAGAGUAAUUGUACCAAGUCAAAGUUCGCAGCCGUUACUCACGAGUGCCACCCAGUUCAAGAGGAACCGGAGUUUAUGCAGUGUAACUCUACUGUGGAUGUAGCCCCUUGGAGACACGAGGUCCCAGAAGUGUAUGCGGAAUGUGCUCCAGGUUUCCUGAAGUCUUUUUCAAGAUUUAAACGGCCAACAGGCUGGUCACCAUUGAGAGCCAUGAGAAAACCCUUGACCAGAGAAUCCUCAGAAGAAUCCAAGGAAAACAUUAGUGCAUCUACAGCCAUACCACUGAACUGUCCCACUAAACCCUGGAAAGAGUUCAGGCCCGUAUUUGACAACACUGCUCCAGUAAACACUACAGGACGCACACAGACAAACGGAACUACAACAGACACUGUUUUCACUGAUCAAGACUUGUUAAGUUAA
Molecule: messenger RNA, 1503 nt
Organism: Triplophysa rosa
Lineage: Eukaryota; Metazoa; Chordata; Actinopteri; Cypriniformes; Nemacheilidae
Gene: kng1
Product: kininogen 1
Exons: 9
Coding region: 1-1503 (500 amino acids)
Biological process (GO): negative regulation of blood coagulation; positive regulation of cytosolic calcium ion concentration; negative regulation of endopeptidase activity
Cellular component (GO): blood microparticle; extracellular region
Molecular function (GO): cysteine-type endopeptidase inhibitor activity
Source: RefSeq, a predicted model, not a curated record